GCUCUGUCUGGACACUCUUUAGAAGCAACAAACUCUUACCAGUUCAGGUACAAAUAUGAAAGUAAUAAGAGUAUUGCAGUAGAAGAUAUCUAAUUGGGGUAAAGUUCAAAGAGAGAUAAGCGAACGUGGACUAUAAUACUUUACAAAUUUUGCUCAUCUCAAGGUUACCCAAACAGCCCUUCUCCCAAGGAGAGGUUUAAUUUUCUAUUGGCAACAAACCACUUUUCUAUAAUUCAGUGCCUUCCAAUAGAAUAAUUGCUAGCAAAGAGAUAAAUCAUAAUUUUGUAUCAAAAUGCCUAUAAAUACGACCAAUGAGAGCAUGAGACACUACAUUCAAUUCAACAAAGUUUAAAGAUAGUCAUGGAGAUUCCUGUAAUAGAUCUUGAAGGUCUCAGUGACAGCUUGAAGAGUGAAACAAUGGAGCUCCUUCACCAAGCUUGUGAAAGUUGGGGUUUCUUUCAGGUGACCAACCAUGGAAUCAAUGUAGAGCUGAUGGAUAAAGUGAAAAAGUUGGUGAACUUGCACUAUGAGGAAUGCAUGAAAAGAAGGUUCUAUGAAUCAGAAAUGGCAAAAGGGUUAGAGAGUCGAGAUGCCCCAGCUGUGGACUCCGACUGGGAAAGCAGUUAUUUCAUCUGGCAUCGACCAAAAGCUAAGUUCGACGAGUCAAUAAACCUGUCAGAUGAACUCAGAAAGGUAAUGGACGAGUACAUUAAUCAGAUCAUCAAGUUAGCCGAGAAGCUUUCAGAGCUCAUCUGUGAAAACCUAAGUUUGGAGAAAGACUACAUGAAGAAGGCAUUUUCAGCAACUGCAGGUCCUUCAGUCGGAACAAAGGUUGCUAAGUACCCUCAGUGCGAUCGGCCUGAUCUAGUAACUGGACUCAGGGCACACACCGAUGCAGGUGGAAUCAUUCUCUUGCUCCAAGAUGAACAAGUCCCAGGUCUUGAAUUCCUAAAGGAUGGGAAAUGGGUGGAAAUACCACCUUCUAAGAACAACACCAUCUUUGUGAACACAGGUGAUCAGAUCGAGGUGCUAAGUAAUGGUAAAUACAAAAGUACUCUGCAUCGUGUUUUGGCUGAUAAGAAUGGGAGCAGGCUUUCUAUAGCUACUUUCUAUAAUCCUGCUCCGGAUGCCGUAAUCUCUCCAGCUUCAGAGCUUCUAUAUCCUAAUCAAUACCGUUUCCAAGACUAUCUCAAGGUUUAUUCCACCACCAAGUUCUCAGAGAAAGGACCCAGAUUUGAGACCAUGAAGAAGAUGACUUGCAGUCUUCCCGCCUAAUGGGCUAAUAUGAUCAUUGAUAAUAAUUUCCAUUACUUACCAUUUCUAUUGUGUGCUAGUGAGGGAUUAUUAUGAGGCCCUGCCUUAAUUUCUUUCUACUGUUCUGUCAGUACGAAAGUAUUAAAAUGAUAUUAUCUGGUCCGAUCGUAUUUGAA
Messenger RNA from Papaver somniferum (opium poppy), 1430 nucleotides. Its product is annotated as 1-aminocyclopropane-1-carboxylate oxidase 1-like. The record is from RefSeq and is a predicted model, not a curated record. The transcript is spliced from 3 exons. NCBI's taxonomy places the organism in Eukaryota, Viridiplantae, Streptophyta, Magnoliopsida, Ranunculales, Papaveraceae. Bases 361 to 1275 code for a protein of 304 amino acids.